AUCUGAGCUGAAAUUCUUGGAGGUUUUUCAGCUAACAAACCCUAAAAGUUGAAAACGAAACGUUCAAACCAAAUGAACUAUCUCAUUACCCGAAAAAACCCAAUACAGAUUUUCUAGAGCGAGAACAUCUAGAGAGAGAGAGAGAGAGAGAGAGAGAGAAAAGCACCCAAUUUCGCCGUCCUCUGUUGCUUCUUCUCUGACAGAAAGCGAACUCUAAACUGCAAAAUACGUAGACUUGUACAACUACAUCAAUACAUAUAUUUCUAAUACCAAAUUACAUGUACUUAUCUGUGUGUAUAUGCAUUGGAUUGGAGGGAACGUGGAUUUUGUAGUUUAUUGGUGUUUUCCAGGGUUUCGUGAUUGCGGUAAUUUGUAGUAGCAUAUGGCGUUGUUUCGCAAGUUGUUCUUUCGGAAGCCGCCUGACGGGCUUCUCGAUAUCUCUGAGAGAGUUUACGUGUUUGAUUGUUGUGUCACGACUGAUGCUUGGGAAGAAACAGAUUACAAAGUCUAUAUAGGACGUAUUAUUGGUCAACUUCGAGAAAACUAUCCUGAUGCUUCAAUGCUGGUGUUUAAUUUCCGCGAGGGAGAGACAGAGAGCCAGGUUGCUAAUGCUUUGUCCGAGUAUGAUAUGACCAUAAUGGACUACCCUCGACAUUAUGAGGGUUGCCCAUUGCUCUCAAUGGAGAUGAUCCAUCAUUUUCUAAGGUCAAGUGAAAGUUGGCUUUCUCUUGGGCAGCAAAAUGUACUUUUGAUGCACUGUGAACGAGGUGGUUGGCCAGUUUUGGCUUUCAUGUUAGCUGCACUCUUGAUUUAUAGGAAGCUCUACACAGGGGAGCAGAAGACCUUGGACAUGAUUUAUAAGCAGGCUCCUCGUGAGCUUUUGCAUUUGCUGUCACCUCUGAAUCCACUCCCUUCUCAACUAAGGUACUUGCAGUAUGUAUCGAGGAGAAAUGUGGCCUCGGAAUGGCCUCCUUUGGAUAGGGCUCUUACCUUGGACUGCGUCAUUAUCAGACUGAUUCCUAACUUUGAUGGGGAGGGAGGUUGCCGUCCAAUCUUUCGCGUUUAUGGACUGGACCCUUUACAUGUUCCUGACCGAACUCCCAAAGUGUUGUUUUCAUCUCCAAAAAGGAGCAAAACUGUCCGGCACUACAAGCAGGCAGAAUGUGAACUAGUUAAGAUUGAUAUUAAUUGUCAAAUUCAAGGUGAUGUUGUGCUUGAGUGCAUCAGCUUGAAUGAUGAUAUGGAACGUGAAGAGAUGAUGUUCCGAGUAAUGUUCAACACAGCCUUCAUUAGGUCAAACAUUUUAAUUGUCAAUCGGGAUGAAAUUGACUUAGUAUGGGAUGCUAAGGAUCAAUUUCCAAAAGAUUUCAGAGCGGAGGUUCUUUUCUCAGACAUGGAUGCUUCUGCUUCUGUAGUUCCCGUAAAUUUGUCUUGUUUUGAGGACAAGGACGGCCUUCCAGUGGAGGCAUUUGCUAAAGUUCAAGAGAUCUUUAGCAAUGUUGAUUGGUUAGGUCCAAAGACAGAUGCUGCACUUAAUGUCCUUCACCAAAUAACUGCAUCAAAUAUUGCCCAAGAAAAGCCAGACACUUAUUCUCAUCCUCAUCAGAAUGCAGAAGUGAUUACCUUAUCGCACGCUGCAAGCCCUGAAAAGCAGCCGGAGAAACAAAGGUCCACUAGAUUGGGAAGUUACAUUGAGGGCUCCCCAAAGUUGGCCUCAGAGGAUCAGCUGGCGUCCUCAUCUAAACUGUCUCCAGACAGGGGUGAACAAAAUGAUGAGCCUGAUUUUCUGGCCAUUUCACCCCAAACACCGCCACCUGCACCUCCAUUACGACCUUCCAUAUCCGAUUCCAAUGGGGAACGCAUUGCAUCUCCAUCUUCACCUCUCGCGCCUCUUCAUCUUUCUAGCUCCCACCUUACUCACCAUUCACUUAGCAAACAGUCUGAGACAUCUCUAGAAGGAAGUCGUUCUUGCUUGGUUACUUCUGAUAAUUUAUCAUGUCCUCAAUCUUCCCCUUGUGAAGCUCUUGAUAUUGCUUCAUCAACUCCACCACUUCCGGCAGUACCUUUGAAGGAGAAUUCAGCUAUUCAAGCUAAACCACCUCCUCCUCCUCCUCCACCACCUCCAACUGCACUCCCUUCUUCAACUCUGCCUUUGAAGAGUUCGUCACUUGACACCGGGUGGACACUACCGCCACCUCCUCCCACAACUCCACCACCUCCUCGAACACAACUUUUGAAGGAUACUGCUGCUACAACUGGACCUUGUCCCCCCAAACGUCCUCCCCCAAAUCCGCCACCACCUCCUUCAGCUAUGCCUUUGAGAGGUAACCAAGGUGUGAAAAUUGGAUCUCCUUCGCCCCCAACACCACCUCCCCCUCCAACCCCACCUGUGAAGGACAAUUCAACUAUUCGAGGUGGACCUCCCCCACCCCCACCCCCACCCCCAUGUCCUCCUCUUCCUUCUAGGCAAGCUGCAGGACCUACAAUUUCUCCUUCAGUUCCCUCACCUCCACCUCCUCCCACACCCAGUUUUUCAUCCAAGACUCUUGAAAGGUCACCACAGAAUUCUUCAAGCGUCCCUUCUGCACCACCCCCUCCGGUCCCUUCCAUUAAAGGAAGUAAUGCAGAGAAGGGUUUAUCUAGAUCUCUUUCUCCUGCACCUCCGACUCCUGCUCCCCCUUUCAGUUCUCCAUCCAGUGCAAAGGGACGAGGUUUGUCACGUACCAUAACUUCGAGAAGUAAUCAAAUGAAGAAACUGAAACCAUUGCAUUGGUUGAAGUUGACAAGAGCUGUUCAAGGAAGCCUAUGGGCCGAAGCACAAAAAUCUGGUGAAGCUUCCAAGGCACCAGAGAUUGACAUGUCAGAACUAGAGAGUCUUUUCUCAGCAGCAGUUCCAAAUUCAGAUCAAGAGGGAUCAGGCCGCAGAUCAGGUUCUCGUUCUUCACUUGUGCAGAAACCAGAGAAAGUGCAACUGAUUGAACACAGGCGAGCAUAUAAUUGUGAAAUUAUGCUUUCGAAGGUCAAAGUACCAUUGCACCAGUUGAUGAGUUCAGUACUUGCCUUGGAGGAUUCAGCAUUGGAUGUUGAUCAGGUUGAUAACCUCAUAAAGUUUUGUCCAACAAAAGAGGAGAUGGAACUGCUUAAGGGCUAUAAUGGCGAAAAGGAAAAGUUAGGAAAAUGUGAACAGUUUUUCUUGGAGUUAAUGCAAGUGCCCCGUACAGAAUCUAAGCUCAGAGUUUUCUCAUUUAAGAUGCAAUUCGGCUCCCAGGUUUCCGACCUUAGAAAUAAUCUGAAUGUGGUCAAUUCCGCAGCAGAGCAGAUCAGGAAUUCUGUCAAAUUCAAAAGAGUUAUGCAAACAAUUCUUUCAUUAGGAAAUGCUUUGAAUCAGGGUACUGCCAGGGGUUCUGCUAUUGGGUUCAGGCUGGAUAGCCUCCUGAAACUUACUGAAACACGUGCCCGGAACAACAAGAUGACUCUGAUGCAUUAUCUUUGCAAGGUGCUUGCUGAUAAACUACCUGAACUUAUUGAUUACUCAAAGGAUCUUGCCAGCUUGGAACCUGCAUCAAAGAUACAAUUGAAAUAUUUAGCUGAGGAAAUGCAAGCCGUCAGCAAAGGACUGGAGAAAGUUGUUCAGGAAUUGUCCGAGUCUGAAAAUGAUGGUCCUGUCUCAGAAGAAUUCCGUAAAACUUUAAAGGAGUUCCUUUCUUUUGCCGAGGGAGAAGUGAGGUCUUUGGCUUUGCUCUAUUCUGGGGUGGGUAGAAAUGUUGAUGCCUUGAUUCUUUACUUUGGCGAAGAUCCAUCUCGUUGCACAUUUGAGCAAGUUGUUUCCACUCUACUCAACUUUGUUAGAAUGUUCAAUCGUGCGCAUGAGGAAAAUUGCAAGCAACUUGAGCUUGACAAAAAGAAAGCUGACAAAGAGGCAGAAAGUGACAAGUUGAAAACACAUGGUCCACUGAAGAUUUCAGAACACUUGUUGCAUUCUCAAAUCAAGAGUCUCCAAUAAUAUGAUUUUUGCUUUUCUCUUCCAUGGGAAUAGACUUGUAGUCUUCCCCUGAAUGGUAGGCAGAUGCAGAAAAAAUAUACAGGAAAAUACGAGGGAUGGUUACUUGUAUAUAGUUGGGUGUGAGAAACCAGAGAAUUGUAGAUGUAGAGUUGUAAAUGUAACAAUAUGCGGCAAGGUAGAAUGUCGAUCCCUGUUUCCGCAGGUAUGCCCAAUACCACUACCCUUUCAAUAGCUUAUAAUUCUGUUCCAUGAGGACAGUCAUUUAUUUUGAUUUCUAUCCUCCUUCGAUGUGUAAAUCAUCUAAUUGAUCUCUUUUUUCUUGCAGCACAGACGGGGUGUUGAUACAACCCAUUAGGCGCAAGUUGUAAAUUAUUUACUGUAAAACACGACAGAGAUACCCAAAGAAAAUACCAGUAAAUUUGUUUCUUUUCAUCGCUGAUAAAAAAAAGUUUGUUUCUUUUCAUAUCUUCCUUUUGUAGAUUUUUCUAAUCUCGUGCCUUUAUUUCCUUUAAUUUUGUAUUUGGAGUGUAGAUUGUAAUCUCUCUUUCAGUGGCAGUUACUUUAGAGCAUUACUUUUC
This is a messenger RNA of Rhododendron vialii, 4581 nucleotides long. Its product is annotated as formin-like protein 18. Lineage: Eukaryota; Viridiplantae; Streptophyta; Magnoliopsida; Ericales; Ericaceae. The transcript is spliced from 17 exons. Bases 383 to 4003 code for a protein of 1206 amino acids. The record is from RefSeq and is a predicted model, not a curated record.